AUGGUGUAUGAUAGUGAUAGUUCAUCUUCUUCUUCUGAGGAUGAAAAUGCAGCUUAUUAUGAUUUUAGGAAACGUAAAUGUGAUACCAUUAUUCAAAAACCGGCUACACUUCAAAGAUCCAGUAAUAAUACAAAAGGGCCAGUGGUGGUUCAAAAUAAUGACUCUUUUUCUAGCACUAGCAGUGACAGUCCAACAUAUGAACUAAAUGGUCAAUUUUCUGGAAGUGAAUCUUCGUUGGAUGAUUCGAAUUCGCCAUUGGAUUUAUCCACUCCAAAAGGUUGGAAACAAAAAGACAGAGCUUUUGGCAAUGGUGGCAUGCCAAAACAAAAACACAAACAGUUACAAAAGUGUGAACAACUCAAAUGGCCCAAUCAAAGAGUUAUAAUUUCAAAAGUGAAUGAAUCAAAUCAUAAAUUAAUAGGAGAGCAGUCUACAUCUAGUUUUAGUAGUAUUAAAGGAGAAAUUGGGGAAUCUCCUGAUGUAGCUGGCCUGGAUACUCCAUCAUCUUGUGAUGAUAACAGCCCUAUUUAUCAAAAUGUAAUGAAAGGAAAGAGACUCUUUGAUAUUCGAUCAAUGGCUGAAAAACCUUCAAUGUCAUCAUUCCCGAGUUUGUCUUCUAUGAAUGCUUUUGGCUAUCAAGGAAAUGAAGGAUUAGCCAGUUACACAUCCUUACCAUACACUUCCUAUUUAGAUGAAUCCCAUUCAAGGUAUGGUGGAAGGUCUAUAAGUCAGCUACCUUCAUCCACUAGUUUAAUGUCAAAUUUUAACGAAACAGCUGCUAAUGAGCGUGAAGAAAUGGCUAACAUGUCAAAUUUAAGCUCUUUUAGUUAUAUGAGCUCUAUUUCUGCUUUAAGGAAACCAACAACUAGCAUUAAAGAUUGUAAAACAACUGAUUCAUCACCUGUGAGUAUAAUUUCGAAUUUCACUGGGUCAGUGGAAGAAGCAAGAGAGGGAUUAGCAAGCUACAACAGCUUAACCUCUCUUUAUAAAUCUCCUGAGUCAAUUUAUGCUGAAAUAAAUCCAUCACCCAAGUUUUCCUCAGACUAUAUUCGAAUGGAACGUUUAGGAGAAGGUUUGGCCAGUUAUACAUCAUUACCAGGUAUCAGAUAUGAAUCUAGUUCAGAAGAACCAAACUUUAGUUUGAAUUCCACCAUCUUAGCAGCUCCACAAUCAGAUUACAUCGAUAUGAAUAGAGUGAAUAUUAACAAUCAAUAUGCCAGUGUAGAAAAGAAAGGAAUUCGGAAAAGUUCCUCCAAUCAGUCUUCAAAUGCUGCUACUCCAGUGAAUGUGAAAACAUCAAGUAAAAUUUUAAGAGAACAAUUCUUCACUUCUGAAGAUCUUUCUGGAGACUAUGUUGAACUUUCCAAAUGUCAGGCAUACUUAAAGGCUGUGAAAGAAAGAGAAGCAGAUAUGAUGUGUUCUUCAAAUAAGAUCCGAAAAAAUGUAAAUUCACAUGUUUCAAAUUUAACUGCAUCUAGCAAAGCUCUGAAUUUACCAACUAAGCCCCCUUUACCUCCUAAGUUAUUGCAAAAAGAGGAAUUUUUGCCUUUACUUCCAAAGCAACCAUUAGUUGUAAAACAAUUGUUUACAAAUAGCAAAAAUAUGAGAAGCAUUUCCCCUUCUCCUUUGGUUUUAAAGAAGCCAAGUGAAAGUAGAGAUGUUGAAUGUGAAAUUAAAAAUAGAAUUUGUUCUGUAGAAGAAGUGAAUAGAAUUAAAGACCCCCAAUGCCUUGAUAGUGAGCUAAUUAACAGUAACAAAAGUUUUCAAGGAGAUGGUAGAUCCCUAUUGACUUCUAACAACAAUUUGACUUUAGGUGAAUCAAUUUGUGAACAUAGGGAGGGUCUUGCAAGCUGCUCUUCUCUCUCUAAUUUUAAUGUGAACUCAGAUAUGUGUUCUCCAGACAGUUCUCAUAAUUUGAAUGAUAUUUCAAAAAUUUCUGUGCACUGUGUCAAGUCUAGUCAAAAUACCAUUCAAAAUAUAACUGAACUGUGUACAGUACCAAAUCCGUUUGCAGAUCCUAAAAUCAUCAAUUGUGCAUUUAAUGUAUCUGCCUCACAAAGAGGAACUCAUAGUGAUAGUGGUGUGGAAUGUGCAUCUGUGUCAACUCCUGUAUUACACAGUGAUCAAACAUCUAAUACAGGAGAUCCCCUUAUUGGCAAUAUUGAGGAAGUUUUUUCUCAGACUGGAAGUAGUUCACUUAAUAGUACAAGUUCUGUAGCUGACACUGACAGUUGUAAUCAGUGUUUGAGUCAAAAUUCAGAGUCAAGUCAAAAUUCCUCUCGCAGUCAUAGUGGAAAAAGCAACCAAACUGUGUUACAAGUAGAUUUAAGUCAUCUCUGUGAUAAAAAACUGAAUAAAAAUACAUCACAGACUUGCAUCAAAUCUUCAAAUUCAUUGUCUGGUAACAAUUCUCUCAAUCACAUUAUAGCUAGUCACGUGUCAGAAGCCAAACUGUCAGCCUCUAAUAGCAUGUCAUCUAUAUAUUCUACAUGCUCAAACUUCUCUAGUGUUCAUUCGGCAUCACAGGAAGCAACAAAUUAUGUUAAAACUGCAGCAAAUGAUUCAGGUAGUUGUAGUAAUUUGCAAUCUGAUCAUUUAAAUGAAUCAAAACAUUCUAUAAACAGUGAAAAUGAAAACGCCUCAUUAUUGGAUUUAUAUGGAAACGGUUCAAGCACUCCUCGUGCAACUACUUCCUCAACAGUUUCUUUUCCUAAUAAUACUUUAUUGGGUAGUCCUAUUGCUACAUAUGUUCAGCUGCCAGCACUGUGUGGUGUUGGUGGAGGUAGAGUUGUGAGAAGUCCCUGUGUCAAGCCCUCAAUGUUGAACCUCAAAGAUAAAUAUGAGGAUGGUGCCAUCUUAAACUUUAAAUCAAUGGACUCAAAAUGUAAUUCUAUGCAGAAACUUGUAAAUGCUUCUAAUGUGAAUUCUGCAAACCGAAAAUCUCUGAAAGAUAAGGAAAUUCCCUUUGGAGGUGUAAGCUUAUCUAAUUUAGGUGUAGUCCCAAUCCGAGAAGAAGAGGAAGAAGUUCAAAUGGUUUAUGCGAAUGCUUUUAGAAGAGUUGAUGUUGGAAGUGACAAUGUCCCUUCAAAUGUUGUGGUGAGAUCAACGGUUAAACGUGUACCUUCCAUAAAUGAACCAAAAAGAUCAUAUCAGUCUAUUAAUCCUCAACAGAUCAUACAUGGACUAUUCCAACCGUCAAACAGUAACAGUUUGGGUAGUUUGAAUUCUCAAAACCGUAUCUCAAAUGCCCAAGUAGUUAACAUGAGGACUAAAUCUGCAACUGUAAGGAACACUCGACCUCAAUCAGCUUUGGGCAGAAUACAAGGUGAAUCUUCAACCUUGCCAAGAACCAAGACAAGUCGUGUGGUACGCCUUCAGACAACAUCUGGAUCAGUCUUGAGUCCUCAUCGUAAUGUUUUACCCGAUAUCAUUCCUUAUGAUGAAAGUGAGCCAGAAGAACUUUUACCACCUUCAGAAGCCUUGUUUAAAGCACAAUUACCAGUACAUCAUAUAAGUAGACACUCUGCUGAAAAUAUGGCAAUUUCUGUUGCUAGUUCUAAUUAUAUUCAAAUGACUGGUUCAAUAGCUAAAACGCCUAAUUCAAGAAGUUUGGAUACUGUGUCUGUAUCAAGUUUGUUUCAACAUGGUUCCUCAGAAGAUAAUUAUGCUAUGGAUAGUUCCAAUUCUUCAUUAGACUGUGAUAAUUUUUCGUUUGAUUUUAACCAACCAGAAGACUCUGUUACAUCAGUAAUGUUCUCUAGUACAGUUGAUUUUCAGCAGUCUGAAAACAGUGAAGAUACUACCAUCUAUCAGGAUAUUGAUGCUCAUGGUUUAGGAGCUUAUGGUGGUAAUGAUUAUGAAGCCAAAGCAAAGAAACAUAUCAGAGAACAAUGUAAGUAG
Molecule: messenger RNA, 3900 nt
Organism: Lottia gigantea (owl limpet)
Lineage: Eukaryota; Metazoa; Mollusca; Gastropoda; Lottiidae
Exons: 2
Coding region: 1-3900 (1299 amino acids)
Source: RefSeq, a predicted model, not a curated record